UCAGAGCGAACAAGUGUAGCUUUCGGCUCCUCAACUCAGCGACAUACAUAGUGCUCCCCUCUACGUUUUAUUACAUGUGCGACUAGCAUAUGCCCCAGGCAAUUCCGGCCCGACCAUGGCUACCACCGCACUAACCAAAUCGGGAGGAGGCUGAAGAGCAGGGGGAACGAUGGAUGGACUGAUGGCGAUGACAAGUCAGACGGACCGCGUGAUAGUGAUAACUCGGUGAGUCGGGUCAUUCUACUCCCAUCUUCUUCCUUCUGCCACUAUUCUCAGCCCCUCUCCGACUUUAUCUUCAGCUUCUCUCUCAUUUUCAUGCAUCGAUGCCCAACCCAGAGGUGUCGGGGCUCUGGUGCUGCUUUCGAAGGCGAGGACGGCGCAGUCGCGUCCGGGAUGUCGAAGAAGCGGUCAUCCCGGACGAACGUACGCGUCUGAUGAACAACCAAUCUGACUCCGAUGCGAUGUAGACCUGGGCCAUCGGGGGAUUGUGUUGCUGCCCAGAGCGCGCUCAAUGAACGGCUCGAAAGGAUUGUCCGUGCGAAGGAGAGCAAAAUGGUGAACAUAGCCUCUCGGGCGCCGUUCGACAUAUGCGAGGUGUCGGAGUCUGAUGAGGGCGCGACGCCAGUCCCGGAAGUGCUAGAAGCUCCGACAGCCCCAGACACCGAUGGUCAUGUCCAUCAAGUGGAUCCCGUGGUCUCACUGACUGCGGUUUCGCGGCCGGGCCCGCCACCCGCAAGCCACAUCAACCGCCGGCCACCUAUUCUUACGAUGACACCCGCGCAUUCCCAGACGAGCAUCCUCUCACCGCAUUACUCAGCCCCACGCACCGCCACUACCGAAGACAGCCGGUCGCUGAGUCGCGGCUCGUCAAGAUCCUCCUCGCGCAAGCGAUACGUUACAGCCUUCUACAGAUUCCCAGUGCCAUCUGCGUCUGAUGCAGCUCUUCAUAGUCGGGGCUUCCCCGAAAAUGUGUCGAGAGUUUCGCUUGAUUCGCUAGCUGACGAGCAUUUCAACCACACACCGCGACCGGCUGCGGCUGCGGAGGCCCAGUCUCACUCGGGAAUCACGCUUGAAUGGUAGACCUGAUCCCUUCUCCGCCGCGACCUUCUUGUUUUAUUUUCACACACGUUCACUUUAUAAGGACCUCAGUUCACACGUUUGUAAUCCAUAAAGUAAAGGACUGGACACAUAAGUACGAAACACUUGACGAUGUAACCCUACUCUAUCUCGCUCACUCCAUCAUUUAACCCUCCGUCAAUAAAGAAGUUAUUUUCCGGACGCUUCUGCGAUACACGGUUGACCUAAGCGCAACCUAACUGAAGCAGCCGCUCG
Molecule: messenger RNA, 1332 nt
Organism: Mycena citricolor
Lineage: Eukaryota; Fungi; Basidiomycota; Agaricomycetes; Agaricales; Mycenaceae
Source: the annotation of a GenBank genome assembly